UAAAGUGCCGAGCAAAUGGACCUCUUGAGGCGCUUGCUGUGACCACCCCAGAGAAGGAGGUGCGGAUAACCCCUGGGAACCUCUUGGAUACCGAGCUCUUCCCUGAUGGAACAGAGCGCAGGCGACCAGGAAUCCCAGCCGGAGAGUCAGGCGGAGAGCAAGAGCCAGCUGAAAUCCCUGCCGGGGGGAACCGCACACGUUAAGCUCGAGAUAAAGAAACACGCCGUUACGGACGACUACAAGCUCUCCAAGCGGGUGCUGGGGCUGGGAAUCAACGGGAAGGUGUUGGAGUGCUUCAACAAGGAGACUGGGCAGAAAUGUGCUUUGAAGCUCCUGUAUGACAACCCCAAAGCCCGUCAGGAGGUGGAGUAUCACUGGCGGGCGUCGGGCUGCCCCCACAUCGUGCACGUCCUGGACGUCUAUGAGAACGUCCAUCAYGGGAAGCGGUGCCUCCUCAUCGUCAUGGAAUGCAUGGAGGGAGGAGAGCUGUUCAGCAGAAUCCAGGAGAGGGGAGACCAAGCCUUCACAGAGAGAGAGGCCUCUGAAAUCAUGAGAGACAUCGGAACAGCCAUCCAGUACCUUCAUUCAAUGAACAUUGCCCAUAGAGAUGUCAAGCCUGAAAACUUGCUUUACACGUCUAAGGAGAAGGAUGCCGUACUCAAACUCACAGAUUUCGGCUUUGCCAAAGAAACGACAGUUCAAAACGCACUGCAGACCCCCUGUUACACUCCUUAUUAUGUGGCCCCAGAAGUCCUUGGUCCUGAGAAGUAYGAUAAAUCAUGUGACAUGUGGUCCUUGGGGGUCAUCACAUAUAUCCUCCUGUGUGGGUUCCCUCCGUUCUACUCRAACACUGGACAAGCCAUUUCUCCAGGAAUGAAGAGAAGAAUUCGGAUGGGGCAAUAUGGGUUUCCCAAUCCAGAAUGGGCUGAAGUAUCAGAGGAAGCCAAGCAGCUGAUUCGCCAUUUACUGAAGACUGACCCAACCGAGAGGAUGACAGUCUCUCAGUUUAUGAAUCACCCUUGGAUUAACAGAUCCAUGGCAGUGCCACCAACUCCUCUUCAUACUGCUCGGGUGCUGCAAGAAGAUAAGGACCAUUGGGAUGAAGUUAAGGAGGAGAUGACCAGCGCGUUGGCUACCAUGAGGGUGGACUAUGAUCAGGUGAAAAUUAAAGACUUGAAAACCUCCAACAACCGCCUGCUGAACAAGCGCCGGAAGAAGCAGAAACAGGCGGGCGCCUCUUCUGCAGCCCCCGGCUGCAAUAACCAGUGAGAAGAGAGGCCGAGGACCUGUGGGUGGCGGGUAAAACCUAAAAGGAGCAAUUUAAAACAAGUAUGAUCACUUCAGGCCCUGCAAUGAAGGCUGUGGCACYGAGACAGUGAAGAAACUAUCGUGCAAAAAGAGAGCAGCGUGAAAGAUGACGUUUUUAUGACUUGAAUCAGGGCUUUGCUUUAAGAGGCUAAUUUGUAUGACGUGAUUGUGCUGCAUACUGCUAGGGAAGGCACAGCAAUACCAGGAAUGUUUAUGGUUUGGUUGUAUCUGUAUUGGAGGAGCAGAAAUACAGGAGGCAGUCCCAGCUUAUGAACGUAUGAGGCGUUAGCAGCCAUCUAGAAGAGCGACUUCUGCAGCCUUUCAAAGCUUGGAAGUAGAGAAAGUGCCAGGUGUUCUGCUGGGAGAUGGGCUUAGGAGCUCAGGAAUGAGCGCAGAGUAAGGAGGAAGGAAAUGUCAUUGCUCUUUACCAAAUUAGCGUGGGAGCAGCUCCACUUUGGAUGCAUCUGGUUAGCAUUUUGUGCUAGAAUUGGUAGGAAUAGCCAAUAUUUCCAAACUUAACUUCUGGAGAUACAGAAUAUUACCUAAACGGUGAACAACUGUUAUUGCUGCUGUAGGGGAAAAAAAAAAAUCCAUAUGUUUCCAUAAGAUCUUCAUGUAGUCUUAUGUGAAGAGCUGGUUGAUCAUAGUUUCUCAUUUAAUAACUUGUUCAUCUUCUAAGCUGUAACCAUAACGUUCUACCUGUGCCACUGUCAGAUCUCUCCCUUGUAAUAUUUUUUAAUUUAAACAUUACUUUAUAUAAAGAGCUUUAAUUGGGAUUUACUUAGUCAAAAAUUCCCUCCGGAGACUAUUGCUGUGCUUCUCUGGGAGUCACAAACUGUCGGGCAUGCAACUGGACAUGCAAUUGGGCAGAGACUGUUCUUAAAGGGAAGAAAUGACUGUGAAAUGUAUCCUGUGAACAGACAGUGUCCUUGCUGGUAGUGACCUCCAAGUCCCAGGCCUGAAGUUUGCUGCUCAAAGCAAAGUUGAAGGGCUCAAGUGUCUGUUGCUUGGGGUUACUAUUUUAUUUGCAGUGUUCUGACAGUGUUUCUGGAUCCAAAGAAUUCUGCCAUCUGAUGGGAAGUUGCCUAUAAGGAUAUCCAUUUUUUUUUCUCUUCUAAUUUAAAUACCUGUUUUAUGGUAUUCUGGCCAUGAUUUGCUACCGUGUUCUACUCUGUGAUCAAAGUAUUUUCUCUUGCUGUGUAUUUUGUUUUGUUUCUUAACUGAGGUGAAGCAAAUACCUGUGAAAGCAUUAUGAGAGACUGGGAUGAAAUUCGAGUGCUUCUAGCCAUGCAGUUACAACUUUUGUGGUAGGCACACUGAGGACAGAUGGGUUGAUAGUUUCAGAAAAAGGACAUAAAGGAAAACAAGGCUCCAGAAAGGAUGCAGUUCUUCUAAUUUGCAGACUCUUAUAGCCACAUGGAGCUUGUUACAUCCACCAAAGAUCUGUUUGAAGCUUUGGACCUUGAAGUUUGGUCCCAUCUUUGGACCUUGUCUGGUCCCAUCUUCAAAGUCCUAGGGCUUUGUAAGCUGGUUUUAAUAAAUCAUGGUCCAUCUUUCCUUCCUCCUGCUGUCCCUGAUGAGGUUGAGAUGUUGAACAGUUUUGCUUUGCAAGGUACUUUUCUGCUUAAAGUAAUGGGGAAGAGGAGAAAGGAAGUUGUUAAUCAUGCUCACACUCRAAGUCUGUCCAACUUGGACUUUUUUUCAAAGUUCUCAAGAGUUUACUUAGCACUCAAUCUCUGCCAAGAUAUAUAUAUUUUUUUGAGUAUUUUGUGUUUAUCUAGAUAUAUCUGUUAUUGCAGUGCCUGGUAUAUAUUGAUCUAUUUUUUAUACUGUUACUUCUCUAAGCUAUGCAAAUAUUACUCACCAGCUGUAAAUGAUAAUACCACGGAGAGC
Nothoprocta perdicaria is the source of this 3201-nucleotide messenger RNA. RefSeq names its product mitogen-activated protein kinase-activated protein kinase 3 (gene MAPKAPK3). The transcript is spliced from 10 exons. The record is from RefSeq and is a predicted model, not a curated record. Gene Ontology annotation, biological process: toll-like receptor signaling pathway; intracellular signal transduction; response to cytokine. NCBI's taxonomy places the organism in Eukaryota, Metazoa, Chordata, Aves, Tinamiformes, Tinamidae. Gene Ontology annotation, molecular function: mitogen-activated protein kinase binding; ATP binding; calcium/calmodulin-dependent protein kinase activity. Gene Ontology annotation, cellular component: cytoplasm; nucleus. Bases 106 to 1269 code for a protein of 387 amino acids.